This is a messenger RNA of Rosa rugosa (rugosa rose), 4256 nucleotides long. Its product is annotated as pentatricopeptide repeat-containing protein At3g29230-like. Bases 37 to 2004 code for a protein of 655 amino acids. Gene Ontology annotation, molecular function: protein binding; RNA binding. The transcript has 2 exons. The record is from RefSeq and is a predicted model, not a curated record. Gene Ontology annotation, biological process: RNA modification. Lineage: Eukaryota; Viridiplantae; Streptophyta; Magnoliopsida; Rosales; Rosaceae.
AAAAGAAAUGAGAACAUGCACAUGAUCACAAGUUAAAUGUACACAUGUGACACCAAAUACAAUACCAAUAUCAGUAUCAAGAGGAUUCAAGACCUAUUGGUAUUCUUGAUCUCCAACGAGAGAAUAUAUAACAGUCUUUUGAAGAAACAGACCCAACCAGAAUCACCAAUGGAUCAAAAACUGCUGAAAAUCCUGCAGGACUGCAAGUCUCUGAAACAACUGAAACAGACCCACCUUCAGAUAUUCAUCCAUGGGCUACAACACAGCAGCUUUUUGCUUCCCAAGCUCCUCACUCUCUCCUCGCAACUGGGUUUUCUUCAUUACGCUUAUUCCAUUUUCCAAACUUGUUGCUCCCCCAAUGUUGUGGCUUACAACACAAUCAUAAAAUGCUUGAUAGGAAAGACCCGAGUAGACGCAUUGCGAGUCUACGAUCAAAUGAAGACGUUAAGGAUUGUGCCGAAUAGUUAUACUUUCACUUUUCUUCUCAGGUGUUUUGAAUCUUUUGAGGCCCUUGAUGAUGGGAAAGUGGUUCAUGGCGACAUUGUCAAGCUUGGUUUCGGCUCCAGCGUCUUUGUUCAGAACACCCUUUUGGAUUUCUACGCCAAAUGUGCAGGCGGUUUUGAGUUUGGUUCCGCACGCCAGGUGUUUGAUGAAAUGCCCGAGAGAGAUGUGGUCUCUUGGAAUUCCAUGAUUGCUGCUUAUAUGACUCGUGGUAGGAUAGAGCCUGCAAUGAGGUUGUUUCAUUCGGUGCCGAAGAAGAACAUUGUGACAUGGAACUCCGUUGUUUCUGGUCUUUCCAAGGCCGGAAACAUGGAGUUGGCUCAUUCGGUUUUUGAGGAAAUGCCAGAAAGAAAUGAUGUUUCCUGGAAUUCAUUGAUCACUGCUUAUAUGCGGUUGGGUGAUAUGAGCUCAGCUAGGUGUCUGUUUGAACAAAUGCCGGAGAAAACAGUGGUUUCUUGGACCGCCAUGGUGUCUGGAUACACCGCCAUUGGAGAUGUUGAAUCAGCCAGGAACAUGUUCAGUCAGAUGCCGGUUAAAAAUGUUGUAUCCUGGAAUGCUAUGAUUGCAGGUUAUGUUCAUAACCGCAUGUUUGAUCAAGCUCUUUCUGUUUUCCGCAAGAUGUUGAUAGAUGGCAAGUGCAGGCCUGAUCAGAGUACUUUGAUCAGUGUACUAUCGGCAUGUACUCACUUGGGUUCUCUUGAACAUGGAAAAUGGAUCGAGUCUUAUAUUAAGAGAAACAAGUUUGACAUGUCUGUACCUUUAGGAAAUGCUCUAAUAGACAUGUUUGCAAAGGGUGGAGAUGUAGAAAAUGCAAAAGCUGUUUUUGAUGAGAUGGAACAAAGAUGUAUAAUUACAUGGACGACAAUGGUUUCAGGUCUAGCUGUUAAUGGGUGGUGCAGGGAAGCAUUAGCUCUCUUUGAAACAAUGUGUUUAAGCGGACAUAAACCAGAUGAUGUGAUUUUCAUUGCUGCUCUAUCAGCUUGCACUCAUGGAGGGCUGGUAGACGAGGGCAAAAGAAUUUUUUAUCAGAUGGAACACGAGUUUGACAUCAAGCCCCGAAUAGAGCAUUAUGGGUGCAUGGUUGAUCUUCUAGGUAGAGCUGGGAAGUUGGAAGAAGCACUCAGGUUUGUAGAAAACAUGCAUUUGGAGCCAAAUGCUGUAAUUUGGGCCAGUCUACUGGGUUCCUGUAAGAUUCAUGGAAAUGGAGAUCUGGUGGAGUCUGUAACCAGGCGGAUUAUAGAGCAGGAACCGGAAAAUCCCAGCUAUUUAACUCUAGUUUCCAAUUUGAGUGCAUCAGUCGGACAGUGGAAAGAUGUGCUGAUCUAUCGGCAAGUUAUGAGACAACAGGGAAUAGAAAAGGUUCCUGGUUGUAGCUCAAUCCAAAUGGGGAACAAGAUAGAUGAAUUUCUUGCCCACGAUACAAGGCAUGAGGAAAGAAAAGAAAUUUAUGGAGUUUUGAAUUGUUUAAAUGAACAGGUGUCAGCAGUUUCUGAUGGACUAUGAACAUAUGACAAUGGUCUCGUACACAAUGAUCCACCCUAUGUGAUGUAUGGGAAGAAAUAUUGAUGAUAUAAAGGAGUGGCACUGUAUGUGAAUGCCCCAAGCAUUUCUGGCCAAUCUUCUGAAGAUCAGAUUUGAAGAUAGAAUCAGAAAAGCACAUUAUGAAAGACAUCUUCGUGUAGAAGCAAGAAACAUGUCUUGUGAAAGAACAGGUAUUGGAACAAAUUCUUUUGUCAGUGAUUGGAAGCAACGCUCUGAUAAGGCAAAUAUAUCUUCACAGAAGAAAGGGUUGAAGCAGUGGAAGGAUGAUAAUGAAGCUAACAGGCAGUGUGUUCUUUCAUCAAUGAGACGUCUACCAUGGUCCACAGCCUUGGGAGCAGUGGGACUGCAAUAGCUUUCAAUUGAAUACUAAUAAGUUUUGUGGAGCGCCCGAUCAUUACUGUACUAAUGCUUGGCCGCUUACAAAAUCCCUCCUUCUGAGCCGGCCACCAGAUAAAAUAACAGUGAACACUUUGUGCAAUUGAGAACAAGUAAGUUCAGAUGUUCAUGAAUUAGUUUUGGGAUAUACGUCAAUUGUAUAUUUUUCUCCCUCCCUCUCUCUCGUUCUCUUCUGUACAAGAUGGUGAUUGACAUACAAAUUGUAUUUGUCUAUCAAAUUAAUGUUGGAGAAACUCUAAUUUUCCUCAGGUUUGCAGGGCUUUCUUUUGGUGUCAUUGCAAUAAUUAUUUAGUUCCAACGUUGAUGUGUAUACAUUAGACUGCAAAUAGGUGUUUUUAUUUUUAUUUUUUUAUAUUGUGAUAAGUAGAGAAGCUUGGAUUAACGUGCAAGUUUUUAUACCGUAUUUGUCUAACAUUUCUUUGAUGGAGUGACAAAUGACGAUAGAUGUCUUAAAUUUUUAAGUCUCCAAAAUUUGGGUAGUCUGGUAGAACAAUAUUUCUAAACUCAGUAAAUAUCUGCUUUGCUAAUCAGUUUAUAUUUUUGUGUUCAGAGUCACAAUGAUCCUCAAACAAAAAGAAAAGGUCAAGGAUGCAUAUGUUCUUUACUUUAUGUAAAGCUUCAUUCCAAAUUAAGUAGGUCCUUUGGGUGGCAAAAUUGCAUUUGCUUUAUACUUCUGGCAAGAUGUGAUGUUUCACUUCACCGAAUCCUAUUUUCCAACUUUCAAUUAUCCACACUUUGGUUUUUAGGUGGACAUUCUUCCUUGCUUGCGCAAAUACAAGAUAGCUUACAGGCUUAUAACUUAUUUAUUCUAGUGUGCAUAUUUGGUCAAAAUUGAUGGUUUUUCUUUUCGUGAGUGAUUUGUCUUAUGAGCUGUAGUAUAGAAUUAUCAGCAGACUAUACUGAAUCUCAUUGUAAUAUGAUGAGUUUCCACUACUAUGGAAGGAUGUGAUGCAUAAUCAUGCAUUAGCAUUACUUGAUUAUAUUCAUUAUGUUCAUUACUUGUUUCAUUAAUUAUGCAAUAUGAUGUGUUUCCACCGGUAUGGAAGGAUGUGAUGUAUUAGCAUUACUUGCUUAUAUUUGUUAUGAUCAGUACUUGUCUCAUUAAUUAGUGCCACGCAUUCAGAAUAUGUUAUCGUGGUGCAGCAAAACAUGACCUUUACAGAACUGCCAUAUCUGCUACUUUGGCUUCGAAUGGGAACAGUACAAAAGUAAAGUAUACCAUAAAAAAAAUAUAUAUGUAUAUAUAUAUCAUAAGAUUAUACCAUGAAAUACAUAUACCGUAAGGUAGCUUUGAAGUGAUUAGUGCUGUUUCAGUGUUUUGAGAUAGCUUGCGGGCUCUGAUACACUACUGUAUUUUCUGGAUCCUUGGUGUGCACAGAUUAUCCUCAAUAUUAUUGUAAUGCAGGUUACGCAGCUUCUGAAUGUGAUAUAAUUCCACUAUUUCAGAAAGAUGUGAUAGUCUUUCGUUUCCAUUAUUCAUUCGUGUUAUUGAUAUUCAUUAAAGCUGCCAUGUCUGCAGAGUGAAGUAGCUUUUCUGAAGUUAUUGAUCCUGUGUUAGUGCUUUAAGAUAGCUUUAAUGGCUCUGUUAUAUAUAUUCUGUUCCACUACUUGUGUAUUUUUCAGAUAUCCCUAAGACGUCGAUCACCUCAAUUCCUCAUUCGCAGGAUCUUUUCCUUUUCUGAUCAAUGAGAGAAAAGGGGCACUUACGCAAAAUGAUACUGUCUAAUGGAAUCUUAGAAUGAAGUUGGCAUCCAUAUAGGCUAUUAUGUUCUGGUCCCUAAAUGUGGAUGAACACUGUGCUUGAUGUUGCAAAUAAA